AUGGCGGACUCCUUGCUGCUGCUAAAGCGGGUUCCCUCCCGCCACACGUGGCUGCGAGCCCGUAAGGCCCGGCCCCAGCUCAUCCUCAGCCGCCGGCCCCGCCGCCGGCUCCGGAACCUGCGCUGGCGCAGCCGAAGGCGGCUACGGCGACGGCUGCUGCAGGCCCAGGCAGCCGGCGGGGACUGGCUGCAGGGCGGCUGUCUGGUGUCGGGCGCCGCGGCGCUCCAGAGGCUGAAGACCUCGGUCCGCAGGCGGGCCUCCAGCCCCGAGCCGGCCGAAGACCCGAUCCCGAGUGGUCCCACGAUCCUCCCUAUCCCGCCGGUGCGGCCGGCUGGCCCGGGCCGCGCAGUCCUGCUGCUGCCGCUGGGGCAGGGCUUUACUUUUAGUGGGAUCUGUCGUGUGACCUGCCUCUAUGGCCAGGUGCAGGUGUUUGGUUUUACCAUCAGCCAAGGCCAGCCUGCCCAAAAUGUCUUCUCUACCUAUACCCACUCUCGCCUGACCAUCAAUGCUGUUCAUUAUUCAGUGCAUGAGAAAAGCAAGAAGGAGAUGAAGAGAGAAGCCCGGGUUCUGCUCAGACCUUAUCUGAACCAAGAUGACAGAUAUUGUUUGAUGAGCAGUUUUUCUCCUCUGUGUUCCAUCGUGUUGCUGGAACGUCUGAAAACCUCCACCGUGAACUUCAUAAUCAGCCAUCCAGGUUUAUCUUACAUUUUCGUACAAGAGGUCCGGACUUUCCAGAUUAACUCUGAGUAUUUUGCCUUGAGAUCUGUGGGUAUUAGAAGAGAGAAAAAAAAAACUGGUUUGCGUUUAACGGAGAGUGCCUUUGCAGCCAUGGAAGAGUUAGUGAGCAUUUCUAGCGAAGAAGUAGACAGCUGCCCUGUCAUUCUGGUUUGUGGCUGCCAGGACAUUGGAAAGUCAACAUUUAAUAGAUACCUCAUUAACCAGCUGUUAAAUAGUAUAUGCUGCGUUGAUUAUUUGGAAUGUGAUCUGGGGCAGACAGAAUUUACUCCUCCGGGUUGCAUUUCUUUGCUUAAUAUUACAGAACCAGUUCUAGGACCACCUUUCACCCACCAGAGGACACCCCAGAAAAUGGUCUAUUAUGGGAAAACUUCUUGUAAAAACAACUUUGAAAACUAUAUUGAGGUAAUAAAGUAUGUUUUCAGCUCCUACAAGCGAGAGGCCCCUCUUAUCAUCAACACCAUGGGCUGGGUGGCAGACCAGGGUCUCCUGCUUCUCAUCGACCUGAUCCGCUUGCUGUCGCCCAGCCACGUCGUCCAGUUUAACUCUGACCGGAGUAAACACAUGCCAGACCUCACCCCCGACUUCGUGGACGACAUGGACGGCUUGUACACAAGACGCAAAUCCAGAGUCAGAAACAGAGGUUUCCACCUGCCUGAAUUUGCUGAGAGUUUGGAGUUUGCUGACGAAGAAAAAGAGAGUCCAGUUAUGUCUACGGGAUACAAGCUGAUGUUCGUGAAGUCGGAGUUUGUGACUGGAAAAACACCCAGGAACAGAGAAUCACAUAACAGAGUCCUUCGUGAGCUGGCAGUGCUGGGUUACCUGAGCCAGUUGCAGCCCCCAGUGCCGAAGCCACUGCGUGCCUUACAUGGUCUGACCCCCUAUCAGGUUCCUUUCAAUGCCGUGGCGCUCCGGAUCAUCCACGCUGACGUGGCCCCCACCCACAUCCUGUAUGCUGUGAACGCCAGCUGGGUCGGGCUCUGCAAGAUCCUGGAUGACGUCAGGGGAUACGCUAGCGGGCCCAUCCUGCUUGCCCAGAGUCCCAUCUGCGAUUGUGUGGGGUUUGGGAUUUGCAGGGGGAUUGACAUGGAGAAGAGGCUUUACCACAUCCUCACUCCCGUGCCCCCAGAGGAGCUGAGACAUGUGAACUGUCUGCUGGUCGGAGCCGUGUCCAUCCCACAGUGUGUUCUCAAGAGCCAGCGUGGGCUCGAAGGGACCAUACCUUAUGUCACAACAGAUUAUAAUUUUAAGCUUCCUGGAGCAUCAGAGAAAAUUGGAGCAAGAGAAAGUGGGGCAACGUAUAAAGAGAAAGGACAUCCCAAAGCUAAGUUCUAUCGAAAAACAUACUGA
Rangifer tarandus platyrhynchus (Svalbard reindeer) is the source of this 2085-nucleotide messenger RNA. The record is from the annotation of a GenBank genome assembly. NCBI's taxonomy places the organism in Eukaryota, Metazoa, Chordata, Mammalia, Artiodactyla, Cervidae.